UGCUUUAGAAACGUUUGAAAAUUAUUUAUCGUCAAUUAAAGAUGCAGAAAAAUAUAGGCCGGGUUAUGUAGGAUUGUUAGUAUGGCUUUAUGAGAAAGUUGGUAAACCUGAAAAUUCUGUUCGAGCUUUAGACCAAGCAAGCACAUUUUGGAAAAGUGGUGUUAUGGUAUUAAAUCUUAUUAACAAUCAUAAAGAACUUAAAUCCGCUUUUAAACUCAAGACCUCUCGGUAUCGUGAAGCAGCUCAGGAUUAUGAACAGCUUGUAAAAGAUGACCCAUUAGACAUUCAAGCAUUAGCUGGACUUGUAGCAUCAUAUUCUCAAUAUGAUGUUAAUCUCGCUGAAAAAUACGAAAGUUCUUUACCAGAUAUUAUUGCAUCUAUGGAAAUUGAUGUAGAAUCUCUUGAAAAAGUUGUACCUGGCGUGAAAAAAAAUCCUGAACGUUGGUUACCAAAACGUGAUCGAUCUUAUAAUAAGAAACUUCGCAGCAAAGGAAAACAGCAAUUAAUGAAAGGAUCACAAGGAGUUGCAGUUGCUGGUGGAGGUAUUGGAGGUACAGGAAGUGCUAAUAUUGCCGGAAAGAGGUUUGUUGCUGCAUCACAACCAGAACAACCUGCGCCUGCACCUACGCAAAAACCAAAAAGUGGUGGGACGUGA
Molecule: messenger RNA, 655 nt
Organism: Racocetra fulgida
Lineage: Eukaryota; Fungi; Glomeromycota; Glomeromycetes; Diversisporales; Gigasporaceae
Source: the annotation of a GenBank genome assembly